UCAGUGAGUCUCGAGCGUCCGUCACCCGGUCAGCACGCGCUCCGGUCCUCGGUCGUCGAGUCCGGGUCCAGUUCGGUUUUCUUCGUCCGGACCUUGAACGCACCACCGGUUCUCCGCUCCCUGGGUUCGUGUUUGCGUUUUUUUUUUUUUUUUUUUGCGCCGGUUCGCGUGUUUUUCGGUGUUUUUCGGUGUUUUUCGGACUGUCCGCUGCUGCUCUGAAGGAGGCGGAUGGAGAAAAUGUCCCGACUGUCGGUGCCGCUGAACCCGGGCUUCCUGCCGCCGGCGACGCACGGAGUCCUGAAGAGUCUGCUGGAGAACCCCCUGAAACUGCCCCUGCACCAUGAAGUGUUCUCUAAGGAGCAGGAGAAGGAGAAGGCCCUGGAGGAGGAGCGCUCCGCCCCCCAGUCCGCCUUCCUGGGCCCCACCCUCUGGGACAAAACCCUGCCCUACGAUGGCGACACCUUCCACGUCCUGGAGUACAUGGACCUGGAGGAGUUCCUGUCGGAGAACGGCAUCCCGUCCAGCCCCUCCCACCACCACCAAGCCCCGCCCCGCCAGCCGCCCAUCAUGCCCCAGGCCCCGCCCACACCCAGUCCUACAGUGAUGGACCUCAGUAACCACGCCUCCACGUCCGUCCACAGCAACGCCGUGUCUCCCAACUGUCUGCGAGGCAGCCCGGGCCGAGCAGGACACCCCAGCUCCAGAAACACUCCAAGCCCCAUCGAUCCAGACUCCAUCCAGGUACCGGUGGGCUACGACCCGGACCCGGCGGACCUGGCCCUGUCCAGCGUCCCGGGUCAAGAGAUGUUCGACCCACGGAAACGGAAGUUCUCCGCUGAGGAGCUGAAACCGCAACCGAUGAUCAAGAAGGCCCGAAAAGUCUUCAUCCCAGAGGAUCUGAAGCAGGAUGACAAAUACUGGGCCCGACGCAGGAAGAACAACAUGGCGGCCAAGCGUUCGCGUGACGCCCGGCGGCUGAAGGAGAACCAGAUUGCCAUCCGAGCCGGCUUCCUGGAGAAGGAGAACUCGGCUUUGAGGCAGGAAGUGGCCGAGCUGAGGAAAGAGCUGGGACGAACCAAGAACAUCCUGGCCAAGUACGAGGCUCAGCACGGACCGCUGUGACCGCCCACGCCAGGCCACGCCCACACCUACACACAACAACGUCCACACACAGCAGGCGCACGGUUCAGGACACGCCCACUUUGAAUCCGACACCCAAACUGCCUUCAGGUUCAUUUUAGCGCCUGGGUUCUAAAUUCAAACCUCCGUAAACCACAGAUUAUUUAACAGACGCAAAGUUAAAACUGUUUUUUUCCGACUUUUUGUCUUAAAUAUGACGUUAAAGGCCUUGAAUGACGCGCAAAUAUAUGAACGGAAUAUCAUCAAAUCCACAUUAAUGCUGCUGAUCAUCUGCAGAUGGAGUUUGUCACAUUCUCAUAAAUGCUCAUAAUCUGAAAAUGCAUCUCCAGAUGAAAUUCUAAAAGAUGUUUGUUUUCCCGUCGUGUUUCGGACUCAGAUGAAAUGAAAAACUCUUUAAACUUAUUAAACCAAAGCAAAAAAAAGGUCUAAAUAUCCGACAUUUUGUGCUGAAUUUGACAAACUCUCAGGUAUUUUCAGCAGGAAGUCGUCUCCUGAUGAUGUUUUGGGGGGGUUUUUGCACCAGUUUCCAUGGCAGCGGUUGCCGAGCAGCAGCAGUAGAAAUAGACAGAUGAUGAUGAUGAGGAGGAGGAGGCGGAGCUGCUGAUUGCGAACCGUCGCCUGCUGUGAGUUGACGACAGCGUUUAACACGAACAGACAAAUCCCACAAACCUGAGUCCCGAGUGCGUCUCCUCCCCGACCUCUGACCUCCGACCUCUGACCCCUCCCAGUGUUUGGUGUCAGAACUGCAGGACUGCUGACCCCUCCCACCUCAACUCACCUGACCUGACAGACUCCGCCCCCUGCAGGUGAACGUUUGCAGACGAUGAUGUUAGUGAAUGAACCGACGUGUGCUCUGCUUUACACGAAAAACACACAAGGAUAACACGAGAAACACACGUGCAACUGUCAAAUGUGGAUUUAUGACAUGUUUGUGGUGUCGUGUACGUAAUUCACAUGUAAAACUACUGAGUACAUGUGACACGAGAGGAAAUACAUGUGGAACUAUUCAUAUCACAUGUGAAACCAUUGGAAUUACACAUGAAACCAUUGGAAUUAUAGGUGAAACCAUUGGUAAUACAUGCAAAAGUAUUGGUAAUGCAUGUGAAACUGUUGGUAAUACAUGUGAAACCAUUGGAAUUACACAUGAAAACAUUAGUUUUACAUGUGAAACACCCAGUAUUACAUGUGAAUGUUAUGUAAAACAUGACUCGACAUGGCCACGGACCACAUUACACCAUGAAAAGUUCCAAAACCACAAUGUGACUGAAACAUUUGGCUAAAACACAUACUGACCUGCAAAAACAUGUGAACUUGAUGUGUUUUUCCGUUAAGGGCUGCUCUCCUAUUGGUCAGUUCCGUCUGUAGUUUGACUUCAGUAGAACCAUUUUUUUUAGGAAAGUGAAAAAAAAAACAAAACAUAAAAAGUAAAUGUUAAGUACAACCUGAAUGCCAAAAAUGUUCACUGCUUCUCCCAAAAUGUUUUAUUUUUUUAUCCUGAAAACCCAAAAACUGUCCCAGGUUUAAUUUUCCAGUCAUUUAUUUAUUUUUUAUAGUGUUGUAGGGCUGCUUUUCUACAAAAUGUAGUUAAAUAAAUAGACAAAUAUUUACCAGUAAGGCAGAAAAAACAGAUUUCUUGUCGUGAAUAUGACAUGAAAAGCCUUUAACCAUGUUUAUUUAUUCAAGGAUAAAGUAGAAUCGUUCUAUAAAAAACAAAUUAAAUGCCAAAAAGACAUCUUAGUUUUAUAGAAUUUAUGCUGUGGGCCAAAUCGAAAUAUUAAAAUUAAAAUUAAAAAUGUACCUGAAGGGUUAAAAAACAAACAAUCAAUGCUGAGGCAAUGAAUAUUAAUAAAAAAACAACCAAAAAACACUCAAAUACUUGUGUGUUUUUAGUCCCUCUGACUCUGGAGUUCAGUGAGUUUGACAAUAAAAGCUUUAAAUGUAUUUUACAAUCACAGAGUAAAAGGUGUUUUAUAUGAUUUAACAGAAACCGUCACCCACAUUCAUCUGCAUCAGGUCAAAACAUACGAAAACAUGCAUUUAAACAAAGGAAAGAAAGCCUUGUUUUUGGGAAAGAUGUCAUACUUUUCAACAACAGUGUUAAAAUAAAUAAAAAAAAACUGAUAGAACCAGACUAAACAAUGGAAAAACCAACAGAAAGAUACUGAAACCAGUUUAAAGUUAAUCAAAUCAAACUGAAAAAUGGUAAAUCCAGACUAAGAGUUGCCUAAACUUGUCUUAAAGAUGGUAAAACACGACUGAAUUCUAAGACAAUAAAACCAGUGUUAAAGUAGAUGAAACCAGACUAAAAGAUGACUAAAAUGGACUCAUGGAUGGUAAAACCAGUGUUAAAAAUCGAUAAAAGCAAAUUAUGAAAUAGUUAAACCAGACUGAAUGAUGGUAAAACUGGUCUAAAAGAUGGUUAAACCAGAC
Molecule: messenger RNA, 3570 nt
Organism: Sphaeramia orbicularis (orbiculate cardinalfish)
Lineage: Eukaryota; Metazoa; Chordata; Actinopteri; Kurtiformes; Apogonidae
Gene: hlfb
Product: HLF transcription factor, PAR bZIP family member b
Exons: 4
Coding region: 229-1122 (297 amino acids)
Biological process (GO): regulation of transcription by RNA polymerase II
Cellular component (GO): nucleus
Molecular function (GO): RNA polymerase II cis-regulatory region sequence-specific DNA binding; DNA-binding transcription factor activity, RNA polymerase II-specific
Source: RefSeq, a predicted model, not a curated record